Ectocarpus siliculosus is the source of this 1491-nucleotide messenger RNA. The record is from the annotation of a GenBank genome assembly. Lineage: Eukaryota; Phaeophyceae; Ectocarpales; Ectocarpaceae.
AUGGGAGCUGCACCUGAUCGUGGCUUGGACAUGUCGAGGGCACUGAGUGACGGGCAGUGCAACCUGGUGCAACUCACCUCUGAGGUUAAGCGAGUGAAGAGGCACGAUAAGGACGGCAAGCCGCUGCUCGUGCCGGAGUGGCCGGAGCGAAGCUGGGAGACCAGGACCUUCGGGAAUAUGGAGAUCGCGAGGGACGACCUAGCCUUGCUGUGGGAGUUGCCCGCCGAAGGAAAGCCGGUAGAGGAGGCCCUGAGCCCGGCGCGUGCUCUUGAGCAUCUGGACUGCUUGCUGGCGUACCACGGCCUAGACUACAUCGAAUCUUUCGUCAUGGAGAUCCCAUGGAACACUGGAGGGGAGGAUGUCGUAAACGACUACCGACGGUUCACGGGCGAAGCCGUAAGGCUGGCCAUGACGGAGUUUGUGGAACUGGCGGGGGACAAGGUCAAGACCAUUGGAUUCUCGUGGAAGGGAAACCCUCACAAGCCCCACCCCGGACGAGCACCAGAUAGCCCCCUCUCAGACAUCAUCGAGCUCAGGGACCUCCUCACCCCGAGCAAGCCCGUCGUGGCCAUGUUCCCCGUGGGAGUGGGAUGCGGCGCAACCGUUGACGGUCUGGCCGCGGAGAGUGGCAGUGGUCUGUUUGGCUUGCCUGAGAACGCGGGGGUCUUCCAGAUCGGCACCAACGUGACGCACGCAAGACGUCCAGAUGGCCGCCCUUUCAGGCUUGUGGACGUCCAACCCAGGCCUGUAGAGGACAUCGUGUCUGACCUGAAGUCCAAGUUCGGCAUGGCACUUCACAUGGAAGUGGAGUACUCGAGGCGAUUCGAGGGAAGUCAGCGUGGGACGGAGACGGAACAGAGCGGGGACAGCAGCGGUGAUGAUGAGGAAGGGGCCGGCAGUGAAGAAUCCCGAUCGCCUCUUCCGCCGAAGGCUGACGUCAGCUGGGCGCACAUCCUGGCGCAAAACCAGCACAAGCUCCAGGGGCUAGAUGAGUGGGAAACCAUCCGUGAUAGUCAGAUCAAGCCGUCGGUGAUGCGAGCGUUAGACACGUUGCGAAUAAGAGGAGAGGCGGAGGGCGAGUGGGGGUUUCUGUACCGAUCAACACUGGGAUCGCUCAUGACGGGACUAUCGGAGGUCAUGGAGGUGAAAAAAUCCCACCAGCUUGGGGAGGUCGCUGCCUUGAUGGACGACCUGGCGCCUUCCCUGCGGGAGGCAUCACGAGGGGUCGCCCAAGCCGGGGGGGCGGGGAACAGCAGCAGGAGCGGGGAUGGUUCAGGUGCCGGUUCGGCGGUAGAAGGUGAAACCGUCGUCGGGCGGUGUACGGCGGCGGCGUUGUCGACGGGGGUCGACUGCGUGCUGGACGAGGAGUUCUCGGCUUCGAGGAAUGCGGCGAGAGUCACGGGAUUUGGACGGGUUCCGCACGACGAAUUAAAGAAGCUUUACUCAGGCUUCCGGCUUCCGGCAGAUGCCCCACCAACAUCGGAACAAUAG